GCAAAUAUAAUUUAAUCACUCCGUAUCUAUGGCUGUGAAGAAGAUGAAUUGCUUUCUGCUGUUUGUAGCUCUUCUCUUGAGCAUUGAAGUUGUUAAUGGUCAAGCGAACGGAGUUGUCCGUCUUAAUUUUAAUGGAAUUGUAGAUCCAUCCAACACUGAAGGAGUCAUUGAAGUGUAUUACAAUAACAGAUGGGGUUCUAUUUGUUACACGUCUGAAUCAUCAAUAUUUUAUGCGUAUGUACCUGAUGUAGUGUGCCAUCAAUUAGGAUACACUGGUGGAAACAGUGGCAGCAAUUCAGGUGUUGUCAAUACCAGUCCAGUUUUUAGUUUGGUAGGUUGUGAAGACUCAUAUCUUACUAUAAUGCAGUGUGAUUGCUACAUUGACAUUCCUUCAUACUGCACUUAUGCUGAUAAUCUUGAUAUCACUUGCUAUGCUACAAGAAUAUGGGAUAAUCCAUACCCUGGAAUGGUUAGACUUCAAGGUGGGAAUUACACUGGUCAAGGAAUAGUACAAGUAUAUUGUAACAACGAAUGGGCUGCAGUCUGUAAUGAUGGUGACUUUAAUGAUGACACUGGAUGGACUGUAUGCACUCAACUUGGUUAUAAUGUUUUUGAUGUUGGUACAACGAGCUAUACCGGCAAAGCAUGGUUAAAUAAUGUGGAUUGCAGCACUGAUGAUCCUGAUAAAGAUGUGCCAAGUUGUUUGUCUAAAUGUUCUGGAGGUAAAUGUCCUUCCAGUACUUUCUCAUGCAGUACUGCUCUCAAUGUAACUUGUUCACAUGGUAUUAGAUUUGAUCCAGGUGGUAUCAAAGAUGCUUGUAAAUUUGCUCAUGGUUUAAGUGUUGGAGCUAUUGCUGGCAUUGUGUCUGGUUGUCUGGUUGGAUUUAUAAUAUUAGUUAUAUUUGCGACAUUGUGUAUUUGCUGCUGUAAACGAUGCUGCAGCUCUCCAGCCCCUGUUGAAGGAAGGUCCACAGAGAGACAUAAUAUCCUGAAUAAAAGAAAUACUGCAACUAAUUACUCAAAAGUUUAACAGUAACAUUGCUGAGUUUGCUGCUGUCCACUUGUUAAAAUGCAUGUCUUUCUCCCCUUGUUUGCUGACUAGUAACUAGUAACUGCAUGUACCUAAUAUGUAUUUUUGUUAAAACUCUAUUUUUUGAUAUUAUUCCUUGAGUUGCUUGCAUUUUUAUUGCCCUUUUCAGUUUUCUUAGAAUUAUUUGUAGGAACAUAGUAAAUAUAAA
Amphimedon queenslandica is the source of this 1238-nucleotide messenger RNA. RefSeq names its product neurotrypsin-like. The transcript is spliced from 7 exons. Gene Ontology annotation, molecular function: protein-lysine 6-oxidase activity. The record is from RefSeq and is a predicted model, not a curated record. Gene Ontology annotation, cellular component: membrane. The coding region runs from base 29 to 1030 and encodes 333 amino acids. Gene Ontology annotation, biological process: collagen fibril organization; peptidyl-lysine oxidation. Lineage: Eukaryota; Metazoa; Porifera; Demospongiae; Haplosclerida; Niphatidae.